UGGAAGGAUCGGUCAUUGCAAGUGGGUGCAGAGCGCUGUCCUGAUCCGCAGAUGAUGCGUAUUAACGAGUGCAACGCGCAGAGCGGGUGUUGCAGUGCGGGAGAGACCGAGUCGGGACCAGCGACCGGGAGCAGCACCGACUGGGGAGUGGCUCCAAAUUGUGCUGCAGUUCUGGAACAAGAUAUUAAAAGUGGAUAAGCAAAGAUGUGCAGCACAUUUAAUCCCAAGGAACCUGGACCCAGUCUUUCUGAUGUGAAUCAAUAUAGUCAGUGGCUGGCAAGCAGGCAUGAAGCUAGUUUACUUCCAAUGAAAGAGGACUUGGCUUUGUGGUUGACAAAUUUACUAGGGAAGGAGAUCACGGCGGAAAGUUUUAUGGAAAAGUUGGACAAUGGAGCGCUUCUCUGUCAGCUGGCACAGACAUUACAAGAGCAAUUCAAAGAAAACAGCAGUGAAUACAAGGCUGCCAAGAGUCUGCCUGUGAAGAAGAUACCUUGCAAACCAAAUGCUCCCUCGGGGUCAUUUUUUGCCCGUGACAACACUGCCAACUUCCUAGCCUGGUGCAGAGAAGUGGGGGUGGAUGACACUUGCCUUUUUGAGUCUGAAGGUUUAGUCCUUCAUAAAGAGCCCAGAGAAGUAUGCCUGUGCUUACUGGAACUGGGGAGAAUAGCCUCCAGGUUUGGAGUCGAGCCAUCAGGACUGGUGAAAUUGGAAAAAGAAAUUGAACAGGAAGAGUCUCGUUCUGCACCACCACCAUCUCCUUCUCCAACCAAAUCACCUGGGAAGAAGAGUGCGGGGAAGCUGUUGGAUGAUGCGGUAAAACGCAUUUCAGAAGAUCCACCGUGUAAAUGUCCGACCAAGUUUACAGUGGAACGUCUGUCUCAAGGGCGGUAUCGUGUUGGUGAAAAGAUUCUAUUCAUUAGGAUGCUGCACAAUAAGCAUGUGAUGGUGCGUGUAGGAGGGGGAUGGGAAACGUUUGAAAGCUACCUGCUAAAGCACGACCCCUGCCGGAUGCUGCAGAUCUCGAGAGUGGAUGGCAAGACCUCACCGCUCCCUAACAAGUCCCCGUCAAUCAAGGACCUGAGUCCCGAUAGUUACCUUGUUGUGGCUGCUCACUACAGAGGCAGGAAAGAGAGUGCAAACAAUAAUAGUGGUAACUGGGUGACAAAGUGA
Molecule: messenger RNA, 1170 nt
Organism: Callorhinchus milii (elephant shark)
Lineage: Eukaryota; Metazoa; Chordata; Chondrichthyes; Chimaeriformes; Callorhinchidae
Product: growth arrest-specific protein 2
Exons: 9
Coding region: 205-1170 (321 amino acids)
Biological process (GO): actin crosslink formation
Cellular component (GO): actin filament
Molecular function (GO): microtubule binding; actin filament binding; cytoskeletal adaptor activity
Source: RefSeq, a predicted model, not a curated record